This is a messenger RNA of Andrographis paniculata, 1177 nucleotides long. RefSeq names its product probable prolyl 4-hydroxylase 3. The coding region runs from base 148 to 1044 and encodes 298 amino acids. The transcript is spliced from 7 exons. Gene Ontology annotation, biological process: peptidyl-proline hydroxylation to 4-hydroxy-L-proline. Gene Ontology annotation, molecular function: procollagen-proline 4-dioxygenase activity; iron ion binding; L-ascorbic acid binding. The record is from RefSeq and is a predicted model, not a curated record. Gene Ontology annotation, cellular component: endoplasmic reticulum. Lineage: Eukaryota; Viridiplantae; Streptophyta; Magnoliopsida; Lamiales; Acanthaceae.
UCCGUCCGCCAGAAAGAUUGCCUCCCUUGCAACCUUUUUGAUAAAGUUUGCUCAAACACGCCAAGACAAACCGGCGAUGCUGCGAGUCAUCCGUUUUGUGUUGCAGAGAAUUCGACGAAAUCACUUGGAGAGUUAAAAAGCUGAAAAAUGGCGAAGGGGAAAGGCAAGGGACACCGCCAUCAUCAAGCGAAGAAAUCGUCUGCUGUUCUGGUCGUUUUGGCGGUGCUGUUACUGCUGACGGUUAUGCUUUUGGUUCUGCUCGGAUUAGGAGUCGUUUCCAUUCCCAUUGGCCGCGACGAUGAUUUCUUCACCAUUGGAGAUGGAUUGAAAUUGAAGCGCUUGAGGUUGGAGAGCAUUAGAAUAGGCGAGGAAGGAUCGGAGGAAGGAGGAGAACGUUGGACGGAGAUCCUCUCAUGGCGGCCUAGGGCUUUUCGGUAUCAUAAUUUUCUGUCUAAGAAAGAAUGUGAGCACCUGAUAAACCUUGCCAAACCUCACAUGGAAAAGUCGAAAGUGGUCGACAGCGAGACAGGCGAAAGCGUGGAUAGCAAAGUUCGCACAAGUUCUGGAAUGUUUUUGGCAAGAGGUCAGGAUGAAAUCAUCACCAGAAUCGAAAGAAGAAUAGCAGAUUUUACUUUCUUACCUGAAGAAAAUGGAGAAGGCCUACAAGUUUUGUACUAUGAAGUGGGGCAAAAAUACGAACCACAUUUCGACUACUUUGUCGACGACUUCAACAUCAAGAAAGGGGGCCAGCGGAUCGCCACACUUCUUAUGUAUCUGUCUGAUGUCGAAGAAGGCGGCGAAACAGUGUUCCCUGCUGUCGGAGGAAACUUCAGUUUCCUAACGAGGAAUAAUCAGUUGUCCGAAUGCGCCAAGAAUGGCCUUUCUGUGAAACCCCAAAGAGGCGAUGCGCUACUUUUUUGGAGCCUAAGCCCGGAAGCCACUGUAGAUCCCUCAAGCGCACAUGGUUCUUGUCCGGUGAUCAAAGGAAACAAGUGGUCCGCGACAAAAUGGAUUCAUGUUCAUAAAUACAGCGUCGAGUCUUAGACCCAAGGUAUACAUUUUAUCCACUAAUAUGGACACUUAAGUUUUAGAGGGCUCCGAUAAAAAUAAAAAAAAGAGAUGUUUAUUUGAUUAUAUAUAUAAUAUAAAAAUAAUAGAUUUUUGGUUUGAAUUUGAA